Messenger RNA from Fonsecaea pedrosoi CBS 271.37, 1122 nucleotides. RefSeq lists its product as uncharacterized. The record is from RefSeq and is a predicted model, not a curated record. NCBI's taxonomy places the organism in Eukaryota, Fungi, Ascomycota, Eurotiomycetes, Chaetothyriales, Herpotrichiellaceae. Bases 1 to 1122 code for a protein of 373 amino acids. The transcript has a single exon.
AUGACGGCCACUUGUGACGACACUGCCGAGGUGUCUGAUACCGAGUCCUUCCACUCGGCCACUUCAAAUGUCACCAAGAAAAGCUCCAAGCGUUGGAGCUCGCCUGCCCAGAAGGCCGCGAUAAAGGCAGAUUGCCUGAUCCAUCAUCAAACAGUGCUGAAGAGACCGCGAUCGCGGACGGUUUGCUCUCAGUCAUCGGCCUCGUCCAAAGCAUCCCAUCCUCAACACAGUCCUCGACACUCGCGGCACAACUCCGUAUCCAUCCCCUCCCGACAAAGCAGUCUUGCGAGGAAACGGCGUCGAUCGCGUCAGGAUUCCAUAGCGCUGCAUCGCCAGAGCUGCCAGAUUUUCUCCUCCCUGGACGGAGUUUUGGCCUUGAGCAGGGACAUCACACCACUGCCCAGCGCUUCGACCUCGCGAACAACAACCCGGCAUGCAUCCAUAAUCCCCGAGGACACCCUGGACCAGGAGAGUAUCCGGCGCAUGUGUGAGAAGAUCAACGCCAGAUUAACGGCUGUUGAGCACCAACAACAUGAUCAGUCAGACCAAUAUCCCGACACUUAUGGCUUCUCGUACGCUCUCCCAGCCAGCGUCAACGGUCGCUCUCCGACCCUGCACUCGGAUGUUAUGCCACGGCUGUCCAAAAUCAAUACCAGAUACGCCGAGUCGGCAACUGUCUCUCCCGUUACAAGCCCGGGAAGACCAACCUUGAACACCGUGAUAUCUUGGACCUCGAAUGCAACGCGGCGCGUUGAGUACGAGAAAAUCGACCGCGCACACAGCGGUGUCAGGGGUUUCCUCCGCAGAGUCAUUCCCCGGUGUUUCCGACCCAAGCAUGGACGGAGAGCCUUUUUCACAGGUGAAUGUGACGGAGACAGCGUGAGAAGGUUUCGACUGGACGUCAGUGAUGAUGAAAGUGACGCGGAGCAUCACGAGGGAGACGACAUUCGCAAGGUUUCCGAAAGUACUACGUUUGAAGUUGAGAAGGGCAGUCCAAGCGUGAAAGUCGAAGUGGGAGCAGAAAAAGAAGACACCCACAGUCGCAAAACUGUCGCCAGGGGUGCCAAAGACGGAGGAGAGCACAAGGAUAAAGCUCGAAAAUGGUCGUGCUUCGACUUAUAA